AUGCAUCCACCGACGGGUUCCAGUGCUGUCAAAGUUCCUGAACGUGUCUCAUCGCUGAGCAGCUCAGAGCGGAAUGCGAGCGUCGUGUUGGCGUCGCACGAGGAGGCGCUGCCGCUGACGGGGCUGCUGCCGCCGCUGGUGGGCCCCACCGACGCAGACGACGACGACCUGAGCGACGUGGAGCUGGACGUGGGCGAGGAGGAGGCGGCGCCGACGCCGCCCCCGCUGCCCGAGCCGUACUUCGACGCGCUGACGCCGCGUCACGUCACCGCGCUGCUGGGACGCUCCGCGAGGCUCACCUGCCGCGUCUUCAAUCUGGCCAACAGGACGGUGUCGUGGGUGCGCCACCGGGACCUGCACAUCCUGACGGUGGGCUCGUACACGUACUCGAGCGACCAGCGCAUCAGCGCGUCGCGCGUCGGGCCCGCCGAGUGGCAGCUGGAGAUACGCUGGGUGACCCACCGCGACACCGGGGUGUACGAGUGCCAGGUCAGCUCGCUGCCCAUCAUGGCGCUGCAGGUGCGCCUCGACGUCGUCGUUCCGACGGCCUCGAUCCUGGGCGGGCCGGACCUAUACGUCAACCGCGGCAGCUCCAUCAACCUGACGUGCAUCGUCGUCAACUCACCAGAGCCACCGGCCUACAUAUUCUGGUACCACCGCGACCAGGCCGCCUAG
This is a messenger RNA of Schistocerca americana (American grasshopper), 675 nucleotides long. RefSeq names its product opioid-binding protein/cell adhesion molecule-like. Lineage: Eukaryota; Metazoa; Arthropoda; Insecta; Orthoptera; Acrididae. Gene Ontology annotation, cellular component: neuron projection membrane. The transcript has 5 exons. Gene Ontology annotation, biological process: synapse organization. The record is from RefSeq and is a predicted model, not a curated record. Bases 1 to 675 code for a protein of 224 amino acids.